Molecule: messenger RNA, 2017 nt
Organism: Photinus pyralis (common eastern firefly)
Lineage: Eukaryota; Metazoa; Arthropoda; Insecta; Coleoptera; Lampyridae
Product: jerky protein homolog-like
Exons: 1
Coding region: 388-1497 (369 amino acids)
Cellular component (GO): nucleus
Molecular function (GO): DNA binding
Source: RefSeq, a predicted model, not a curated record
GUACACUCUCGAUAAUGUAAAUACGCGUUGAUAUGAACAUCUCGCUAAUGUGAACAUCAAAAUUGUUAACAUUGGACACCGCAUAGUGUGAACAGCGGCAACCCCCGAUAAUAUGAACUGCGUGAAUACCUGCGCCCUUGCCAUUUAUCAUGUAAAUUUCCAUUAGUCUAUUUAUAUCACUUGAUUAGAACGUUGUGUGUGGUUGUGCCAUAAUAAAAAUGCCUAAAUUACAAAAAAAGUGUCUACCUUUAAGUGAAAAAGCGCGCGUUUUAGAUGACCAUAAUAGAGGUAUGAGUGUUACCUCAUUAUCUAAAAAAUACGGUAUUGCUAAAUCUACAGUGUGUUCUCUCAAAAAGAAACAACAAAACAUUCUUAGUGGUCAGUAACAUGUUGAAACCUUCAAAAAAAUGCACUCUCAAAAAAUCGGAAAAUCCAAAGUUAGAGAAACAAUUAUACAGCUGGUUCCUCAAGCAAAGGGAACACAACUUACCGAUCUCAGGAGAAAUGAUUAAACAAAAAGCAUUAAUGAUAGGCAAAAAUUUAAACAUUCCCACAUUCACUGCCAGUGAGGGUUGGCUUCACCGUUUUAAAAGUAGACAUGGUGUAAGAUUUUUGAAAAUUACUGGCGAAAGGUUAUCCUCUAAUCCCGAAGUGGUCGAUCCCUUCAAGCAAAAAUUUAUACAAAUGAUGGAAGAGCACAGUCUUAAUUCUAACCAAAUUUAUAACGCCGACGAGACGGGAUUAUACUGGCAGUUAUUGCCAGAUAAAACCUAUGUUUCCAUCAAUGAAAAAACUGCUCCUGGAAUGAAAACAUCAAAACAGAGGAUAACCUUUUUAGGAUGUGCAAAUGCUUCUGGCCUCCAUAAAUUAAAACCAUUAAUAAUCGGAAAAUCUAAUGCCCCAAGAUCCUUCAAGAAUUUCAAAAAUCCUUUGAUCUACAGGAACACCAAAAAAGCCCGGAUGACAGGUCAAAUUUUUAAAGAUUGGUUCUUUAAAAACUUUGUCCCGGAGGUGAAAUCGUUUUUGCGAAGCAUGAAUUUGCAACAAAAAGCAGUUUUACUUUUAGACAAUGCGCCUUCUCAUCCAUCUGCUGAAGAACUCAAAACUGCAGAUGGCAUGAUUUUCGUUAUGUUCCUCCCCCCAAAUGUUACGCCUUUAUUACAACCUAUGGAUCAAAAUAUCCUAAGACUUACAAAAUUAUACUACAGGAAUAGCUUGCUAAGCAGCAUCGCAGCAAGUGAGGAAUCAAUAGCCACAGCACUAAAAAAAAUUACAUUGAGAGACGCAAUUCUUCAUCUGUCGUCUGCUUGGGAUAAAUUAACACCAGCCACUAUCAAAAAAUGCUGGAACGUUGUAAUGCCUAACAAUGAUGUGUCCGACAAUGCAGCUGAUGAUCCCGAUGACGAGGUACCGCUGAAUAUUUUACAACAAAGAUGGAGGAACGAAAAUGUUGAUAUGCGUAGUGUCUGUCGUAAGGGAUACGAUUUCACUGCUUGAUGAAGUAGCGCCUGCCGAGUACGAAUUCACAGAUGUUGAAGUAUGGAAUGAAGAUUUAAAUCAAGAAAACACAAUAGAAGUGGAAGAUUAAUCAGACAGUAGCGAGGAAGAAGAGAACGAACCACCAAUCGUGAAAAUAGCACAUGGUGCAGUAUUAAAAGCAUUAGAUACCACAAUAGAGUGGUCAAAACAAAAUGCAAUUCACAUUAGCGACUUAAUGGUUUUGAAAAAGAUCCAUGAAAAGGCUGUAAUGGCAAAAAUAUCACAAAAGAGACAGCAAACGAAAAUACAAGAUUAUUUUUCCAAAGAAAUACCCAAAUAAUUACAUAUGUACUCACUUUUUUUUAAGAAAAUAUGUACUUUUGUUAUUUUUAUUUUUUCUAUUAAAUACAUAAUUAUGUAUAUGUAUAAAAACGCAAAUUUUAUCUUAUUAUGCACACCCCCCUUAGUGUGAACAAACUCUAUAGUCUGAACAUCUGUCUGGAUUUUUGUGUUCACAUUAUCGAGAGUGUACUGUAUA